AUGAGCGACACACACCGUCGAUACAGGGGCCAUAGAGCCAGAUCCUUUCACACAACCGAUAUGAGCGAACUAGUCGAGCUCAGAGCUCGCCAAAGAACUUUUCACGGGGCGUAUAGUCGAUCCGCAAUGGGUAACCUUGGGUAUGCCCUAACCAUUCUCCGUCUAUUCGACCAUCGAUUCUACAAAGUUGGACUUCUUUUCGCCAUCCUGGGAUGCCUCCUCUUCAUUAUCGCCUUUCUGCGGUCCCGUCAUUCACAGCAUGACUUUGCAGACCCUCAGGAACCCGAACCCGAACCCCAAACAGAAUCGCCAGAGACGGAGGCGGAUGGGGAUAGCGUCCCCAUACAAACCGUUGGGCAGGAGAACACUCGUGUCUUUGGACGCCCGUUCAUUACGGCAGGAUGGAUAGUACUCGCGGUCUCUGGUGUCGUCACUGCGGUGGAGAUAGGACUGCUUGUUCUUAUUCUCCAAAUAUGA
This is a messenger RNA of Desarmillaria tabescens, 477 nucleotides long. RefSeq lists its product as uncharacterized. Bases 1 to 477 code for a protein of 158 amino acids. The record is from RefSeq and is a predicted model, not a curated record. The transcript has 4 exons. NCBI's taxonomy places the organism in Eukaryota, Fungi, Basidiomycota, Agaricomycetes, Agaricales, Physalacriaceae.